AUGACUAGAUCUAAGACAAAUCUUAAAGUUGGAUUCCUUAAUGUGGGCUCCUUAGGUACAGAUCACGAAAACUUUAUAGAUGCACUUCAGAGACAUAGCUUCGACGUAAUGGCCCUUAACGAAACUUGGUUGCGGCCCGGAGAAGACGGGCGAGCCCCUGUCGUGCCUGGCUACCGUCUACGUCAUAAGCCUCGCCCACCAAGUGUUCGCGGCGGCCGCGGUGGUGGUGUGGGCUUUUAUCUGAGACGCGGGCUCAGCGCGCAAAAUAGUGAAACAUUGAUCGAUCUAAUUUGCAGCGAUCUCCCGGCUAACUACACUACAGUCGAGGCUUUUCGAGCUAUUAACGGUCACAGCAUUAUCAGGACAGAAUUCGAGGUUACAUGUGAUAAGUUUGUUCCUAUUGUAGUAACGUAUAGACCUCUUAAAAAUAUAUCUAAGGAUAAGUUUUCUAGUGAUCUCUCCCUGAUGUCUUGGCAGGAUACUUUACCACAAGGAAGUGUUAAUGAUAUGGUUCACUCGUUUAAUAGUCAAAUAUUAGCACUCUAUAAUGUCCACGCUCCUAUUAAGACACGCACAAUUAGGGAGCCUUCAUACCCCUGGAUAACGGACAUUAUUAAAUUAAUGAUGAAGUUGCGGGAUCGUGCGCUGGCUGCAUAUCGAAAAAACAAGACCAACUCUAAAAAAAAUUACUACAAACAGUUAAAAAUAUUAGUUGCAAACUCUUUACAUAGCGAAAAAGCAGCAUAUUUUCGCUAUAAUAUAAAUAACAAAAUUAAAGACCCAAAACGGUUAUGGAAAAACUUACGAACAUCUAUCAUAUCUAAAAAUCAUAAACAAGAACUUCCUCCUCAUUUUGCAGAUCCAGAUGCAAUAAACAGCACUUUUUUGAGCAUCCCGGGAAACCUGACCACCAACAUGUCUGUUUUAACAUAUUUUGAGUUUCAUCGUUUUGGCUCAGCUUGUUUCAAAAUUGAACCAGUAGUAAGCACGGAUAUUGUUAGAGUUUUCCAUAAAUUAAAAUCAAAUGCUGAAGGGUAUGACCAUAUUACUUUAAGUAUGUUAUUAUUGACACUGCCAAACUCCUUAGAGGCUAUCACCGCAAUCGUGAAUUGUUCGAUAGCGACAUCUACAUUCCCUGAUUUGUGGAAGAUUGCUGUGGUUCGUCCGAUACCAAAAAAAAAUGACCCGGUAGAUGUUAGAGAUCUCAGGCCGAUAAGUGUCUUGCCUUGUCUUUCAAAGGUACUUGAAAAAGUCAUUUGCCAGCAGUUGACGCAUUACCUGGAGACAAAUGACAUCUUGCCAUCAUUUCAGUCUGGGUUUAGGAAGCACCGUAGUACUGCCACUGCUUUACUGGACGUAACUGACAAUAUCUUGGCUGCCCAGGACAAAGGGAUGUGCACAUUGCUUGUCUUGUUGGACUUCUCCCGGGCGUUUGACUCAAUCAAUGUGCCUUUACUCCUCUCUAAGCUGAAUUAUUUUGGUUUUGAUAAUGCAGCUGUGCGAUGGUUUGAUAGCUAUCUAACAAAUAGAAAACAACUUGUAGAACUAAAACUUGGUGAUGGGAGGACUAAAUCAUCCGUCUUGGCACCGUUGAAGAGAGGUGUACCACAGGGGUCCAUUUUGGGACCAGUUCUGUUUAAUUUGUACUGCGCAGAUAUAACUGAUUGCUUCCAAAAAUCCAGCUAUCACAUGUAUGCAGACGAUGUGCAACUAUACAUAUCCUUCAACGUUAAAGAUCAUAAGAGGGCAGUAAAGGAUUUGAAUGAUGACUUGGACCGAAUUUCUGUAUGGUCGGAGAGAAACGGCUUGUUUUUGAAUCCCUCAAAAACGAAAUAUAUGGUUUUUGGAGCCCAGAAGCAGAUUGAAAAAUUGCCGCCAUCGCUCAAUAUAAUGUUAUUGGGGAAGCCUAUUGACAGAGUUGACGAAGCCAGAAAUCUAGGACUACUGAUAGACAGACACCUUAGGUAUGAGAAACACGUGGCCGAGUCAGUACGUAACUGUUUUUAUCGUCUCAGGGUACUUUAUAAGAUAAGACCUUUUCUCUCUGAGGAGCUGCGAGAACAGUUAGUAGAAGCUCUGGUACUGUCGAAAUUGAAUUAUGGUGACAUGGUUUACGGACCUCGUUUAUUGGCUCGAACAGGUAAACUGAUCCAGAGAGUUCAAAACGCAUGCGCUCGGUUUUGUUACUCCAUUCCAUUCAGAACCCAUGUCACGCCUUUUUUGAAUAAUCGAUCGGUUCUUAAAAUGAGGGCGCGGCGCAAAUACCACCUUGCGUGUCUACUGUUUGGAGUCAUUAAAUAUAGGGUUCCGCCAUAUCUGUAUGAGAAGUUGAGCUGGCUCACUGCGCGCAGACAGUGCUCGCAGCAACUUUCGAUACACCCACACAAAACUGCAGCGUUUAAAGGAACAUUUCGCUACGCUGCGGCGAAGGUCUGGAAUGACUUGCCGCCGCCGAUAAGGGAUCUCAAUACCGUAGAUACGUUCCGACGGUGUUUAAAGCAGUUCCUUGUUGUCGAGCAACAGACAAUGGAUAUAAUCGCAAACGCCUCAGCCACAUAA
Messenger RNA from Melitaea cinxia (Glanville fritillary), 2559 nucleotides. RefSeq lists its product as uncharacterized. The record is from RefSeq and is a predicted model, not a curated record. The transcript has 2 exons. Gene Ontology annotation, molecular function: catalytic activity. Bases 1 to 2559 code for a protein of 852 amino acids. NCBI's taxonomy places the organism in Eukaryota, Metazoa, Arthropoda, Insecta, Lepidoptera, Nymphalidae.